GACAAGCUGUACUGGGCGGUGCUUUUAGAAUACGUACAAACAAUUGUCAGGACAGGAUAUGCUCCUUUGGAGUUUUAUGUAGAAGGUUUCAGGAGUCGCACACUGAAGUCUCUAGUGCCAAAGCUUGGUAUGAUGGACAUGGUGCUGGAGCCAUACUUUAAAGGUGAGGUGUUUGAUAUUACCCUGGUGCCCAUCAGCAUCAGCUAUGACAGAGUGCUGGAGGAGUCAUUGCUUGCACUUGAGUUGUUGGGUGUCCCCAGACCAAAAGAAAGCAUCACCGGACUCUUUAAAGCUAGCGGAGUCCUGCAGGAAGAUUAUGGCUGCAUGCAUGUGAACUUUGGCCGCCCCCUGUCUGCCCGACAGCUGUGUGAAGGAAAGAUAAAUUGGAGUGAGUACAACCUCAUACCAAGAAAUCUUCCCCAGAGGCCAACUGCAGAGACCCAGGACUGUGUGAACUGGCUGGCCCAUUUGAUUGUACGAACCCAGGAGGAGGGCUCUUUGAUCAGCCCUUGGUCUCUGAUGGCCUGCCUGUUGCUCCAGACUCCAUUCACAACUUUAACGGAAGAGGGUCUGCAGUGGCAUCAGCUCACAGAAAAAACCCUCUGGCUCAGGAAGCUGGUGCUGGAUUUCGGGGCCCGUCUGAACUGGCCUGCACACAUCCCAGACUCAGAAGUGAUGUCAUCCACCGUGGCUCUUCAUCACUCCAUUGUCCAUCAUAAAGAGGACCGUAUCUACCUGGUUCAGGAUGAAGACCCUGCGAGGCAAGAUCCACUGAGCCCAGAGGAAGGUGUGAUGAGGAUGGCGGUAGUGGUGCUGAUGCUGGUUUCCUACAGGAAUCAGGCAUUGCAUGUCUUUGUGCGUCCAGGAAUACUUGCUACAGCCAUCCACAUCACAAAAAACACACGGAAGGAUGAGCUCUUCAGCUUUUUCUGCUUCCUGCGGGACGUCUUCUCCAAUGAAUUUAUCUUUAUCCCUGGCAGGGCAGUGCAGGACUUUGAGGAGGCAUGUUCACUCCUGCAGAAAUGUGGAGCAGUCCACAUCAGUCAGCAGGAAGUGACCGUGUUGGAAACGGGGCUGGAAGUUUUAUCCUUUCUGCAGAAGCUGCUGCAACCCUUCUUAGACUCAUAUCAGCUGAUGUUCAGGUACUUGUGUGAAAAGGAAGAUCACGUGUUUACUGAGGAACAGUUCCUACCUGAUGUCCGAAACCUGGCUACAAAACUCAUCCUCUCAGGUGACCUUCGCACCUUUGAAGUCCUGUCUUCUGACACACAGAAAAAUGUUCUUUCUGCACUGCGGAGACUGGAGGCGGUGACGAAGUUGAGGGUGUCCCAGCAGAAGGAAUACAAAGUGAACAAAGCAGCUGUCAGCAGAACUGGUGACAUACUCUCUGGGAAAGUCCCUCUUGAGAGCCUCCACACUACACCUGACGCAAGGCUUCAGUGUCAAGUGGAAUAAAUUCAUCCUCAGUAUCAGCUCACAGCCCCCUCCCCAAAUGAACUUACCCGUCUAUUCGCUACUUCUACCUCAUUGUCAUCCCUGUGGUCUCUUUAUCUUUACACAGUCAAAUCGGUACAAAUACAGUCUGUGCUCACAGGCAAAAUACUUGAUCCUUGAUGCCGGCCAGACUUAAUCUACUGAAUGGUGGCUACCACUCUGUCCUUUAUAGACCUGAGAGGACUGAGAUGAAGCUAAACGCCCUGCAGGAUAAAUACUGGUAAUAUAAAGGUGGCCUAUUACUGAUUUUGUUUCACUUUAACCGAAAUCAGUAGGUGAAUACUAACAUUUAGGUUAAGAUAACUGUACUUUCCAUUGCUGAUCUUGUGUUUUUUGUUUUUUUUUAAUAUAUUGCCAUAGAUGUAUUGUUUACUUCCAUAGAUGUAUGAUUAACUGAGAAAAUUAAUAAGAGAGCACUUUAAUUAAACUUUGUUUCCAAUAAGAUUUGGCAUAAAACACUUGGUUGUAUGUAAAAGAAUGUUGCAAUAAGGCUCUAAACACCAUAAAAAGCA
Messenger RNA from Pundamilia nyererei, 2006 nucleotides. Its product is annotated as dihydroxyacetone phosphate acyltransferase-like. The transcript has 12 exons. Lineage: Eukaryota; Metazoa; Chordata; Actinopteri; Cichliformes; Cichlidae. Gene Ontology annotation, cellular component: peroxisomal membrane; mitochondrial membrane. The record is from RefSeq and is a predicted model, not a curated record. Gene Ontology annotation, molecular function: glycerol-3-phosphate O-acyltransferase activity; glycerone-phosphate O-acyltransferase activity. Bases 130 to 1455 code for a protein of 441 amino acids. Gene Ontology annotation, biological process: ether lipid biosynthetic process; phospholipid biosynthetic process; fatty acid metabolic process.